Galendromus occidentalis (western predatory mite) is the source of this 945-nucleotide messenger RNA. RefSeq names its product periaxin. Lineage: Eukaryota; Metazoa; Arthropoda; Arachnida; Mesostigmata; Phytoseiidae. Gene Ontology annotation, molecular function: chitin binding. Bases 53 to 895 code for a protein of 280 amino acids. The record is from RefSeq and is a predicted model, not a curated record. The transcript has 3 exons. Gene Ontology annotation, cellular component: extracellular region.
CGCGAGUCUAGCGGAGGGCACAUCACGAGCCCUCCACGCUUAAGCAGUCAGAAUGAGGUACUCCGCGGUUCUCGCCUUCGUGCUCGUCAAGACCGCCGAUGCAGGUUUCUUGUGCUCGCAAGGGGAAGGAUUGUUUCCCGAUCCGAGAAAUUGCGGCCGAUUCAUCCAAUGCAUGGAUUGGCAUCCCCAUCUCUUCGACUGUCCCAGCCAGCUUCACUUCAACCCGGGAACGAGGAUGUGUGACUGGCCCUCACAAGCCGGAUGCUCUGUUGAGGCGAAUGGCGACGUCGACCCCGUCGCGGUAAUCGAUCCGGUGACAGAAUCUGCCGGAGGAAGUUCCGAAGCCACUGGGUCGGAUCAGGUGAAGAAACGCGCUGAUGAGGCAGGUGGAGAGGACUCCAAAACACCGGACGCCACCAUUCCGGACGCCAAGCCCACGGAAGCCAAGAUGAAGGAAUCAAAGACUACGGACGCCGUGAUGAAGGGAUCAAAGACUACGGACGCCAAGAUGCCGGAGAUCGAGAUUCCGGACGAAGAAAUCGACAUCGCCGAGAUCCCGAAAGCCGAGAUUCCGGACGCCGCCAAGAAGAAGGAAUCCAAGACUGCGGACGCCAAUAUGCCGAAGGUCGAGAUUCCGAAUGCCGAGAUUCCGGACUCCAAGAUCCCGAAAGCCAAGACUCCGGACGAAAAAAUUCCGAUCGCCAACGUCUCCGAAGCCGAGGUUCCGGCCGCCAAGAUGCCGGACGCCGAGAGAUCCAAGGAUGAGAUCGACUCCACGUGGAAGAAAAGUAUUGAGAAGGGUUUUCACAACAGGAACCUCGGGAGAAAAGAUUCUCGAAGAGAUUACAGCAGGUACCGACGGCACAGAGGCUGGAGCCGCGCCAAUUCAGAAUGAGCACGUAACAAGAAAGGAAUGAGUGCAAUAAAAAGUACCUCCUUUCUUAA